GCUCGUCAUAAACGUCAAAAAUUGUUUAUCGAUUCGAUUGCUACUCGCGUUGCGAUUGCUAUGCAGUGCCUAUUUCCUUUAAUUAUUAUUUCCAUUUGUGUCUCUACCAUCACUAAAGCGUGCAAUUAACGACGGAGGAAUGAAGUGAAAGUAGCCUUGAUACAUUUCCCGUACCUAGCUACGUCAAUUUCGCCAGGAUGGUGGAGAAUGGUGUGUCGAGUGGGGGCAGCGACAGCCCCAGCGCGGCCUGUGGGCGGUCGGGGCUGCUGGAGACGCUGGUGCGGGGCGUGUGGUACCGCGUGCACUGCUCGCUUGAGGACGACUACUUCAGCGUCAGUCUGGACGACGGCUACGACGCCACGACAACUUUGAACGGAACACUGAACAACAACAAUGUAGAGACCCCCAACAGCGACUUCACGGAGGUCCCAGAGGCCAUCGCCAACCAGAAACGACUCGUCCAAGUCAUAAAAUCCGACAACAAUGGCUUGGGCAUCUCAAUCAAGGGCGGGAUUGAGAAUAACAUGCCCAUUCUCAUCUCUAAGAUAUUUAAGGGUAUGGCUGCGGAUUUAACAGAGCAGUUGUAUGUGGGAGAUGCCAUUCUGUCUGUGAAUGGGGAGGACCUGAAGGACGCCACACACGAGGAAGCAGUGAAGGCAUUGAAAAGAGCGGGAAAAAUUGUUCAACUUGAAGUGAAAUACCUGCGCGAGGUCACCCCAUACUUCCGCAAGGCUUCCAUCAUCAGCGAGGUGGGCUGGGAGCUGCAGCGCGGGUACAUGGCGGACGCGCCGCCCUCGCCCCCCUCCCCGCGCCGCCGCCGCGCCGACACCCGCUACGUGCCGCUGCUGAUGGCCGCCGUGGCGCGCGGCCUGCGUCAUCGCGACCCCGAGGGCCGCACAAUCGAGCUCUACUCCCCUGACGGCGUCCACGCCUUAGCCCUGCGAGCACGCGACGCCCCGGACGCGGCGGCGUGGCACCGCGCGUUACACGCGGCCGCCCGGCGCGCCGCUAGAGCGGCACUGGCGCGGGCGAGACCGCAUCUGAGGCCGCUGAUUGGCGAUCUGAGAUUUGCUGGUUGGCUGGCGAGGCGGCCGGCGCAUGAUGCUAUCAGCGUGUCGGGCAGCUCAGACAGCUCGGACGAGGCGGAGGGCUGGCAGCCGUGCUACGUCGUCAUCACCGACCGAGAGCUCAGACUGUACGAAGUGGCCCCCUGGUCAGCAUCAACCUGGUGCGCCCCACUCGAGUCCUUCGCGUUAGCCGCCACCCGCCUGGCUUCAUGGCGACGCGCGGGCGCCGGCGACGCGGCCUGGCUCGGCGUCAGGGCUGGCACCACUGCCGGCUUAGCAGCGAGGACGCUCAGGGCUGACACUGCGAAUGAUCUGACGGCGGUGGCGCAAGCGUUAGUCGAUGGAGCUCAUCAGGCGGCCAGCGAACAGACGGAGUUCACUUUUCGUUGCCGCUACCGCGGCGCGCCCGCCUGCCUAUCACUAGGCGCGGGCGGCGUCUGCGUCUCCGAGGGCCUGGGCUCCCUAGGCCGGGGCGGCGCGCGGCCCGUGCUGCGGCGCCCGCUGCACGCGCUGCGAGCCUCCGCCGACGACGACCGAUCUACACUGUGGCUGCAUUUUGCUAAUAAUGACUCUGCCGAGCUAGAAAUGGAGGGCAGCCCAAAGCCAGCAGUGUUCAUCCUGCACAACCUUCUCUCGGCCAGAGUCCACCAACUGCCGGAAGAUGUCGCCACGGAGACGCUAUAACCCGACCACGACGCGUGAGCCGGCCGCUUCAACUAGAAUACACGGAGGAUUGUAAGAAAGGCUAGUUUUUAUUGGUCAGACGAUAGCCGGAAGUUUGUACUAAAGUUGUAGGUGAGUGAUGAAGUGUAAGCCUGAAUUGGCUAUGCAUUCUACAUUGCCGCGCGGAUGACGCGUGGGAUAUGUAUUCUAAUGCAAAGCCAUCAAUGUAUAGGGAUGUGACGAUGGUAUCGCUCGUUAGUACGCCUACCUGAGUUCUAUAGUACCAUCGCUUCGUAAGGGACGCUAGCUUAGCAACUGCGUUUUUUAAACGCUUUGAAUGUGUGUGCAAUUUGUUGAUGUGUGCGAAGACAAUGCGGUUAUACUAUAGAGCUGCAAAUCAGGUCUGAAUGUAGCAAAUGAAAAGGAGCCUAAGUGUGGUUAUUGUAAAGCGUAAUUUACGGUGCCUAAGGCAUUCGUUGGAGAUUUUCGAAGGGAAAACUAUUUGUUGUAGUACGGGUAGCUAUUUCUACAUUUAAACUUAGCAUUAGAUACGAAUAUUUCUUGAAUGUUUGCCUAAGAACAGUAAGUUUCUUCCUUCGUAUUAACAUUUUGUUUAAAGUAACAGUUGGUUUAAUAAGCAGUGUAGCCUUGGCACUUGAAAAGGGUUUGUUUGGAAAUGAGUUCUUUUUUACAUUAAAAAAUAAAUGUCUGUAUUUUUUUCUGUCA
Plutella xylostella (diamondback moth) is the source of this 2456-nucleotide messenger RNA. RefSeq names its product Syntrophin-like 1 (gene Syn1). The record is from RefSeq and is a predicted model, not a curated record. Gene Ontology annotation, molecular function: protein binding; structural molecule activity. Gene Ontology annotation, cellular component: intracellular anatomical structure; dystrophin-associated glycoprotein complex. Lineage: Eukaryota; Metazoa; Arthropoda; Insecta; Lepidoptera; Plutellidae.